This is a messenger RNA of Dioscorea cayenensis subsp. rotundata (Guinea yam), 1416 nucleotides long. Its product is annotated as alkylated DNA repair protein ALKBH8 homolog. The transcript is spliced from 8 exons. NCBI's taxonomy places the organism in Eukaryota, Viridiplantae, Streptophyta, Magnoliopsida, Dioscoreales, Dioscoreaceae. Gene Ontology annotation, molecular function: RNA binding; demethylase activity; oxidoreductase activity. The record is from RefSeq and is a predicted model, not a curated record. Gene Ontology annotation, biological process: oxidative demethylation. Bases 59 to 1165 code for a protein of 368 amino acids.
AUCUCUCACUCAUCAGGAAGGGAUUGUUUUUGAGUUUUCUGGUGAUUUAUUGCCGGCCAUGGCCGCUGCGGCGGCUGAGGAGGCGGCGAACUCCAUGUUUGCUCGUCCCAAGUGCUCGACGACAACGAGCCCCAAUUUAUAUGUGGCCAAUUGCGGGCCGACCGUGGGAUUGUCCUUGGAAACCAUCUCCUCGGUCUUCAGCGCAUUUGGUCGAGUAACAGGAGUGCAUGCCGCCGAUGACACCGGUGCUCGUGUUAUUGUUUGCUUCUCUGAUACCACUGCCGCCCAAGCUGCCUAUCAAGCCCUCAAUGGAAACCCUUGCCCUCAACUCCGCGGUCGAACUCUUCGCAUGCGUUUCUCCCUCCCUAAGCUGCCCGCUAAGGUUCAGGAUAAUGAUUCACUUUCAGUAUUUUUGUUGGCAUCAGAGCUAGCUAUUCCAGGAAUAUACCUGGUACAUGAUUUCAUCACUCCUGAGGAAGAAGAGGUACUUCUUGCAGCUGUGGAUGCAAGCCCAUGGAAAAGUCUAGCAAAGAGAAGAGUACAACAUUAUGGUUAUGAAUUUUUAUAUGAGACCAGGAAUGUUGAUGCAAGGCAAUACUUGGGCAAUCUUCCAUCCUUUGUUUCUUUUGUAUUGGACAAAAUUUCAUCAUUUCCUGAACCUGCCAACAAUAAAUGUAGACUAAUGGAUCAACUAACCACCUCAUCUCCGGUUUACCUUUUUUUGGUCAAUGAAUAUCCUUCUGGAGUUGGGUUAUCACCACAUAUAGAUACUCACUCAGCAUUUGAUGAAUUGAUUUUUAGCCUUUCCAUUUCUGGGCCAUGUAUAAUGGAAUUCAGGAAAUAUCCACAAGGCACGUGGUAUCCUCCUGGUGACACUGUUGCUGAUAUGGAAGGGGUUAAUUUUAUCAGAAAGGCUAUUUUCCUUCCUCCUCGGUCAAUGCUUCUUAUGUCUGGAGAAGGUCGAUAUGCUUGGCACCACUAUAUUCCACAUCAUAAGGUUGAUGUUGUCAAGGGACAGUCUAUCAAAAGAUCUUCAAGAAGGGUUUCAUUCACUUUUCGCAAGGUGAGGAGAGGACCUUGUAGGUGUGAAUUUCAGCAAUGUUGUGAUUCACGGAGAGGAUCAAAUGUUGAAAGGAGCUGCCCACCAUUGGAAACUUCUCAAUGACUCUGAUAUGGCCAUUCUUGUCUUUCAACUAACACCUCAACAAAUCAAUAAGACAGGACAUCCACAGCGUAUGAGUAACUUUGUUUUGUUUUUUCUUCUUUUUACAGUACAACCAUAAAUACAUUUUCAAAGAUGAGUCUAAUAUUUCACGAUCUUUGAGCUUAAAGACUCUUGUUAUAGAUACAGAAUUAUUACAGAUACAGGAAAGAGGAGCUCGGAACCUGCACAAUUUCCUGCUCCUAUUUUCUCCC